AUGUGGUUCAAGCAAGUAGUUCUUCCACUUUAUACAUACCAGAAAAUAACAAAGAUCGGUCCACAACUCCCCCGGCUCCGUAGUCUUGCGUUAUGCGGCUUGAAGUUCUAUAAAACAGAAUUCUCCAAGCUGUGCCCGAGUUUUAUGAAUUUGUAUUGCUUAGAUAUCAGCUACACCAAUGUUUCAAAUCUUCAAGGGAUCUCUAAUUUGCAAAAUCUCAGACAGCUCUCACUUCGAGGCUUGGAGUUUAAGAGAACACAAGAUCUCGAGGAGCUCUUCACUUUAAAACAUCUUAAGGUGUUGGAUAUGUCAAGCAAGUUAAACAACGCCCACUAG
This is a messenger RNA of Caenorhabditis elegans, 336 nucleotides long. Lineage: Eukaryota; Metazoa; Nematoda; Chromadorea; Rhabditida; Rhabditidae. The record is from the annotation of a RefSeq genome assembly.